Anguilla rostrata (American eel) is the source of this 1978-nucleotide messenger RNA. Its product is annotated as dolichol-phosphate mannosyltransferase subunit 3-like. NCBI's taxonomy places the organism in Eukaryota, Metazoa, Chordata, Actinopteri, Anguilliformes, Anguillidae. The record is from RefSeq and is a predicted model, not a curated record. Gene Ontology annotation, biological process: GPI anchor biosynthetic process. Gene Ontology annotation, cellular component: endoplasmic reticulum membrane; dolichol-phosphate-mannose synthase complex. The coding region runs from base 267 to 545 and encodes 92 amino acids. The transcript has 2 exons.
UAUGAAUACGAUAUGUAACUGGAAAGUUAUGCAUUUUUGACUCUGAUAUGGCAGACUGUUGAAUUCAACUUCCGUCGUUUGCAGUGUACAUUUGAUUUCGCAUUUCUUGCUCGCUAUAGCCUAUUUACUUUUCAAACUCACUCGUUUGACAGCAGGUGAAUAGCCAGCCUACACACCGAGGUCGAUAGAUAAUUCACGGUUUACACUGGGUACGUCAAAGCACAGUUCUGUAGCUUUCCACUGCCUCCGUGUUCAAAUCCAUUGUCAUGACUAAGCUUCUCCAGUGGCUGUUGGGCGCCUCUGUGUUUGGGGUUGCCUGGGGGCUUGUGGUCCUUGACUUGAUGAACCUGAGGUUGCCCCGGGCGUACAGGGAGGUGGCCUGGCCCAUGCCCAUGUAUCUCCUGGUGGUGUUCGGGUGCUACUCCCUGGCCACCAUCGGGUACAGAGUGGCCACCUUCAAUGACUGCCGAGAGGCAGCCAAGGAGCUACAGGCUCAGAUCCAGGAGGCCAAUCUCGACCUUCAGAAGAAAGGACUGAAAUUCUGACUCAGAGUGCUCCUGGGGGAACACUGAGGUCUCUUUCCCCUCUCAGAUACCCUGGUUUCAGCAGGGUGUUGGACAUUGUGACCCUGACUAAUACACACUGACAAAUACUCGCGCUGUAAGACUGAUUAAGGUGCAAUACUGUGAAUGUGUCUGGUUUAAUUGUUGAACUCAACACAUGAAUCAUGUUGAAUGUUGUUUUUACCUGUUGCGGGCCUGUUUUGUUUCAAAUGGGAAUUUUUGUGGGGGAGACUGGGUGGGGUAGGGUGUGGCGGGGCAGGAUGUGCAUGUGAUUUAACUCCUUAAGGUUUAGGUAUAUUUCAGUGGUGUACGCUCCUGAUCAAUGAGAUCCACAGUCCUGAGCGCUUUCCAGCUUCCUUUUAGCCAGCUGCUGAUUGACACCUGGAACAACCAGUCAACUGAGUUCUAGUCCAGUCGGUCAAAUCAAUUUAGCUGUAAAGACCUCUGUUGGCAGGAAGGCCAGAAACUCAUUAGUUCCAAGAGUGGUGGCCAGUAGGCUGUAAAUUUGCUAUGGGAGGAUGAGCAAUAUAAUUGGUGGAACUGCCACGUGCUGUCAGUUCCAAUGAAAAGACUUUCCUCUCCGAAGCAAAUUGCUGACUGGUUCAUCACCUCACUCAUUAAAAAUCUGAUGGUUCCACUCGGCUUGUGGUUUGUGAAGCUUUACCCUCCCAGCACUGCCGCAGAUAGUCUAUGCAGAACUCACCUUUAAACUGAAAAUGGCCCUGGACUUAUAUUCCUCUUAUUAGCAAAGUCACCAAUUUAACAGGUCAGCUCUCUGCACCUUUUCACUCAGUUAUCUGUUGUUUAUCCUGACUACCUGUAUUCACCAGACAACAAUCGGUAAUUAUAAUAGAUUUUGGGCUAUUUGUCAGUUAGAUUCUGUCAAUUAUGUUUAUUAUAAGUGUUGUAUGACCCUUGCUAAAAUGAAUCCAACGAUGUUUCGUGUAGGCUGCUGGUCCAGAUCGGAUGCAGUGAAGUCUAAAUAAAUCAGCUUCUAAAAAGGUCAUCCUUGCUGGAUUGUGUGUCAGUAGUGCAGAACCAUGAAAGACUUAAGGUUCGGGAUACAGAUGCAGUAAAUGUAAAUAUUCUGCCUCCCUCCUCUUGCGCAUUGGCCAUCUCUGCAUUCCUCUACAUGCCAUAGCAUGCUAGGGGCAACUGUUACAGCUUAGGGCAGUGGUACUCAAACUAGGGGGUGGGGUUGACUGGUGGGUCGCGUGGUACCAGUGACAAAAAUAACGUACUAGGCCUAUAUAUAAUACCCUUUCCUAUGACAUUCACCCAGUCAAGCAUGAUACAUGUACUGCCCGUUAUACACUACGUUAUACAUGCAGUUGUGUUGCCAUAGCUUUAAAAUGUAUUAAUUACAUAGCUGGUCAUGUUUUUUAAAAUUAUUUUAAUAAAUGUUGACUCAAAGA